Molecule: messenger RNA, 555 nt
Organism: Candida tropicalis MYA-3404
Lineage: Eukaryota; Fungi; Ascomycota; Pichiomycetes; Serinales; Debaryomycetaceae
Exons: 1
Coding region: 1-555 (184 amino acids)
Biological process (GO): tRNA threonylcarbamoyladenosine modification; telomere maintenance via recombination
Cellular component (GO): cytosol; EKC/KEOPS complex; nucleus
Source: RefSeq, a predicted model, not a curated record
AUGUCAUUAAUCACAUUCCCACAGUUUCCAGAAUAUAAAGUAUACAUAUCGUUGUAUACAAAUAUAAAUCCAGAGAAUAUAUCAACAAUUAAAUCCAACUUAAUUGCUGCUAAUUCCAAAUAUGACUACUGUUUCCUUAAUACAAAAUAUAUCAUCUCAAAAGAACAUUUACUACAAAGUAUUCACAAGUCUUUGUUGAAUUAUAAAAACAAUUGUAUGACUUCGAAAAAUUUAAAUUCUGAAAUUAUAUUAAAUUUAUCUCCAUUAAAUAACAUUGGUGAUGCAUUGAAAAAGUUUGGUAUAUCUGAAGAUUGCCCAAAUAGUAUAAUUGUGAAAAUUAUCAAGGAUGAUGAAUCAAAUGAUUUUGAUUUAAAUGAAAUUAUCAAUGGAAAUGUUGUUGAUAUCACAGAUGAGUAUAUUUUUGAUCAAUUAGUUGAUUUACCAAAAUUCAGAAAAUUGUAUAAACUAAAUGAUGCGAAAUUGGAUAAAGAUGGUGAUGUACAAGGUCAAUUAACUAGAUUGGCUAUUGGUGCAUGUAUAUUAAGAGGCUGUUAA